CCUUACCAAAACCACACUCGCCCCCUCCCCUUUUACCUUUAAAGUCCAUGGUGAAGUUUGUUGGCCAUUAUCCUAUUGUUAUCAGUAUUACCUCGAGAAGCAAAAUCUGCAGCCAUGCGUCAUUAUUGUCUUUGUCUUUUUAUUGGACUUCUGGCGGUUGCAUUCCUCCAGUCUGGUGUACUGGCCAACAAUGCCAAUAUGCCAAACGAAUGCUGUUUUAAUUAUUAUCCAAGAAAAAUCCCCAUCGCUAAAGUUACUUCCUACAUCGAGACGAGAGUGGAUUGCAAUAAGCCUGGAGUCAUUCUUGUCACACAGAAGGGUUUUCGUAUCUGUGUGAACGCUGGGCUGAGCUGGGUGAAGAGUGCCCUUAAAAUGAUCGAUGAUCGUGACUUUUAGUGAUGCAGUUGUGGCAAUGGCAUACUCAAAUGAGUGAUUUAACUUGAUUCUUAACCCAAGAAUUAACUCAGUAACCUUCUUUCUAUUAUCUGUCAUUUUUUUCAUAAUUAUGUGGCAUCAUGAAAAAAAUGUUCUACCUUGCUACUGUAAUGUUACUUUUGCUGGAAAGCAAUACAUGUAAAAAGACAACAUGAUUUGUGAUUGUUCAAAAUGUUAACGUUUAAUU
Messenger RNA from Rhinichthys klamathensis goyatoka, 622 nucleotides. RefSeq names its product chemokine (C-C motif) ligand 36, duplicate 1 (gene ccl36.1). The transcript is spliced from 3 exons. The coding region runs from base 115 to 396 and encodes 93 amino acids. Lineage: Eukaryota; Metazoa; Chordata; Actinopteri; Cypriniformes; Leuciscidae. Gene Ontology annotation, molecular function: chemokine activity; CCR chemokine receptor binding. Gene Ontology annotation, cellular component: extracellular region. Gene Ontology annotation, biological process: G protein-coupled receptor signaling pathway; cellular response to tumor necrosis factor; neutrophil chemotaxis. The record is from RefSeq and is a predicted model, not a curated record.